AUGGUUCUGCAGCAUCGCUGCGAGACCGGUGAUGGAUGGUGCUCGGGCAUUCCCACGCCGAGGGCCUUUCAUCCCUUGGAUCACCUUCCAAUGAACAAACCAUGCCAGCUUCACGUGCCGGACGAUUUGUCCUUGCCCGUGAAAACCGUAUGGCCACCAACCCUGGCUGACAAGAUCCAUGAAGUCCAUGAAGGGGAUGAUCCAGAGGAGGAUGACCCAAAGCCAACAAUGGGUGCUCUCAAGCGACGUGCACGGAGGCGACAAGAGGAGGAAGACCUCAAGGAGUUCCUCCUCAAGCGUGGAUUUGCCAGCAUCAACGCACCCCAGAAUCGCACCUCGAGCCGCCGAGUCGGCACUUGGAGCACGUGCUUCUUUGGAGAGCGGGAGGAGCUGUAUCCCAUCCACGCUGCGGCGCUUGAAGGAGAUUUGAGGAUGGUCACCUUGCUGCUGCAAGCUGGCGUAGAUCGUGAGCAGGAAACCUCCAAAGGGCGGACGGCUUUAGACAUCGCAAAGAGGUCUGUGCGAUGUGGUGGCUCGCACAAGGACAGCCCGAUGAAGGUGGAGUUGAUGCAAAUCUUGCAGGGCGCAGGAAUCAAGACAGCGUCAGCGUGGUCUGUUCGGGACCUGUGCAGCCGCGUGCCCAAUCCUGAACCUUGUUUGCGGCAAACGAAGCGCCGCGAGACAGCUUAA
Molecule: messenger RNA, 690 nt
Organism: Durusdinium trenchii
Lineage: Eukaryota; Dinophyceae; Suessiales; Symbiodiniaceae
Source: the annotation of a GenBank genome assembly